CGGCUGCCUACAGUGCCUGGGGAGGAGCUAGCGCCGGGGGCUGCAAAUGUGCCUUGGGAAGCGGACUUUCACCUUUGCCGUAGGAUUUCAGAUGCAUGCCAGGUUCCCACUGAGUGCCAGAAGUAGAGAUCACUACAGAUGGAGCCCCAAAGUCAGCAUGGCAGCGGUGGUUCAUUAGUUGUGAUUCAGCAGCCCUCUUUGGACAGCCGGCAAAGGCUGGACUAUGAAAGAGAGAGCCAGUCAACAACUAUUUUGUCACUGGACCAGAUCAAGGCCAUCAGGGGCAGCAAUGAAUACACCGAAGGUCCAUCUGUGGUGAAAAAAUCCGGGCCGCGGACAGCACCGAGGCAAGAGAAGCAUGAAAGAACUCAUGAAAUUAUACCAAUUAAUGUGAAUAAUAAUUACGAACACAGGCCCAGUCAUGUGGGGCAUGUGGCACAUCAGCAUAAUGCAAGGGCUCCUGUCUUGAGCAGAUCAACCAGCACGGGGAGCGCAGCUAGCUCUGGAAGCAAUAGCAGUGCUUCCUCAGAGCAAGGACUGCUGGGACGGUCACCUCCAUCCAGGGCAGGUUCAGGCCACAGAUCCGAUCGGACAAUCCGGACACAGCCCAAGCAGUCGUCUUUGAUUGUAGAUGAUCUGAAGGGUCCCUUGAAAGAGGACUUGACACAGCACAAGUUUAUCUGUGAACAGUGUGGGAAGUGCAAAUGUGGUGAGUGCACAGCCCCAAGGGCCCUCCCGUCUUGCUUGGCCUGCAACCGGCAGUGCUUGUGCUCUGCCGAGAGCAUGGUGGAGUAUGGCACCUGCAUGUGUUUGGUCAAGGGGAUCUUCUACCACUGUUCCAAUGACGAUGAAGGGGACUCUUACGCGGAUAAUCCCUGCUCUUGUUCCCAGUCGCAUUGCUGUUCUAGGUACCUGUGCAUGGGAGCAAUGUCCUUGUUUUUGCCUUGCUUGCUCUGCUACCCUCCUGCAAAAGGAUGCCUAAAACUGUGUCGAGGGUGCUAUGACCGAGUCAAUCGUCCAGGCUGCCGAUGUAAGAACUCCAACACUGUCUAUUGUAAACUGGAGAGCUGCCCCUCUCGGGCUCAGGGCAAGCCCUCAUGAUUUUUGGAGGGAGGUUUACUUUCUCCAACUUCUACUUUCAGGUUGUAGCUGGUUUUUGUGGUGUGGUUUUCUUUUUUUUUUUUUUUUCCCCCCUGUUUUGGGUUUUUUUUUUCUUUUGCCUUCCUUUCUUUCUCCCCCACUUCAAAUACUUAAGUUGUUCUCUUUGCAUCUUUGCUUUCCUUCUGUUGCUCUCUUUCUCAGCUGAGUGUGGAGUGUUUUACGUAGUCACUGCUGCUCUUUGGUAAGUGUGGACUCCAUAUCUGCAUCUGCCUGCUCACUUUGGCAGGGCUUUUUGAGUUUGCAACUAAACCACUCCUGAAAGAGGCAGUGAGGGCUCACUGGGCUCUUUUGCAGCCUCUUGCUCUGUGAAUAUCUUCCCAAAGAUGUUUUUUGUUCUCAGCAAUUCUUUUUCUUGUUUGGUUGUGUUUUGUUUUUGUUUUUUGUUUCUGUUUCUUUUAACCCCCUGGGUUCCAAGGAGUAACUGUUUCAUGAGCGAGCUGGAUUGUGAAGCAACAUUUUGUGUGCCCUUUCUGGACAGGGAUGUAAAAUAAAGGCUUUACCAAAAGAAAGGCCUGACUCUUCUGCAAGCGACCUGCUUCUCUUUUUUUUCCUCCUGUUUUGUCUUAGCUUUUGGAAUAGUCUCAGUCCUGAGAUUUAGCCGGUUGCUCUUCCCCUGCCUCUCGUUUUUUACUUUUAAUGUAACUUCAGUUCUUGCUACACUAUGUAGAUCUUCAUAUUGGAGGCAUUAUGGCUGCAACAUACUCAUUUACUGCUGUCAAAUCUUUGAAGGAUAUGGCUCACUCUACCCUCCUACUCCUGUUUCUAUAGUCCAUCAGUAUCACGUUGAUAUUAAAAUUGGUGAUGUUCUUAUAUCCAAACAGUCUUCAGGUGUCAUUGAGUUGCCUAAGUGUUUCUUGCGACCCUUUUGGUUUAGUGAAUUUAGCUCUACUCUGUACUUUAUAAUUUUAUUCUGUUCUCUGUUUUAUUGCCUUAGCCACAAAUUGUGGUCCUUUUUUGUAUAUUUUAUGUAUAAAACACAAAGUUGAAUCCUGACUAUUUUUAAGACAAAAGUCUGUUAAAACUUUUUUUAUUGUAAAGAAUAUUUAUUAUGUGAAUCUCUAUUAUUUUAUGAUAUUUAUUGCAAAAGACUUUGAAAAUGUACUCAUGUCUGAAUAUAACAAAAUAUCAAUACUUAACGAAAUAAGGAUGACACGAAGAAAGUACAUAUGUUAACUAUAAUGCAGAAAAUAUAUUAAUUAAUGAAAAUGGCUCUCGAGUUCUUUAUUAUAUAAUAAUGAGAGAUUGUGAGCCCCAUGUCCAUAUUGCUAAGUUGUUGGGUUUUUUCCCUUGUGGUCUGUCAGGUAGCAAAACCUUGUACUUUGAAACCACUAGUCUGUGCCCUAGUUUUGUUUACCUAAUUUUGAGGUUUGGGAACUAUUUAUCAAAUGAGAUUUUGCUAUGGAAUAUUUAAUACAAUUGAAUGUAUGCAUUGUGGUUGACAGUGCCAAGAGGUGUAGGCCCUAUUUAUUUACCAAAGCAUUUGGAAAUACAGUUGUGGAGGAGGAAGCCCUAACUUCAAGCUUUUGACUCUUAAAGAAUACCAAAUUAACAUGUAAAUUUAUUUUCAGUUUUUUAUAUAGAACGUCUUUGCUGGUUAAAUUGUACAUCAACUGAAGUAAUGAACCUAUUAAGCGCAAAUCUAAAUAAAAAGCAAGA
Molecule: messenger RNA, 2817 nt
Organism: Struthio camelus australis
Lineage: Eukaryota; Metazoa; Chordata; Aves; Struthioniformes; Struthionidae
Gene: SPRY1
Product: sprouty RTK signaling antagonist 1
Biological process (GO): negative regulation of fibroblast growth factor receptor signaling pathway; multicellular organism development; animal organ development
Cellular component (GO): cytosol; membrane
Source: RefSeq, a predicted model, not a curated record